This is a messenger RNA of Gekko japonicus, 2830 nucleotides long. Its product is annotated as general transcription factor IIE subunit 1-like. Gene Ontology annotation, cellular component: transcription factor TFIIE complex. The transcript is spliced from 4 exons. The annotation marks the transcript as partial. Gene Ontology annotation, biological process: transcription open complex formation at RNA polymerase II promoter. Lineage: Eukaryota; Metazoa; Chordata; Lepidosauria; Squamata; Gekkonidae. The record is from RefSeq and is a predicted model, not a curated record.
CUAAACUCAUUCGGUCGCAUCUCCUUGUGCAAGCUACAUGAUGGCAACACAGAAGAGACCACAGGGACGGAGUGGGACAUUAAAGCAGCCCUGGAGCAAGUGGAUCCCGGACUUUUCCGCUGUACCUUCUGCGAGACCGAAGUGGAGGAAGACGAGUCGGCCAUGCCCAAAAAGGAUGCCCGAACCCUGGUGGCCCGGUUUAACGAGCAGAUCGAGCCGAUCUAUGCCCUGCUGCGCGAGACAGAGGACGUCAACCUGGCCUACGAGAUCCUGGAACCGGAGCCCAUGGAGAUCCUUGCCCUGAAGCAGAGCAAGGAACGAGCCGCCAGUGCCGCAGGAAUGGGCGUUCUGCCAAGCGGGCAGCAUAGGGAGGCUUGGACCACCAAGGGGCCCUCUUAUGAGGACUUGUACACCCAGAACGUUGUCAUCAGCAUGGAGGACCAGGAGGAUGCACAUCAGACGGCCAAUGAUGGGAAGCCGCCCCGAGAAAGGCCGGUCUGGCUGCGUGAGAGCACCGUACAGGGAGCUUAUGAUCCUGAUGACGUCAAAGAAGGUGGCCGAGGCUCAGAUAUGUUCCAGGAAGGGGAGGAGAGUCAAGGUGCCCUGGACAAUAACGAGGAAGUGAUGCGCGCGCUGCUCAUCCAUGAGAAGAAAACCCCCUCUGCCUCCGUCGGCGCCCUGGGUGGAGCGCCCCCUUUAUCGAGCACCAAUGCCAGUGACUCCGAGAGUGAGACGAGCGAAUCGGAUGAAGACUCCCCUCCCCGAGCAGCUGCUGCCACAGGGACACUCUUCGGCCUGGUGGAGGAAGAUGAUGACGAUGAGUUUGAGGUGGUGACUGAGGACCCCACUGUCACAGUGGCCGGGCGCCCGUUCUCGUACAGCCAGGUGACUCAGCGACCAGAACUGGUGGCCCAGAUGACUCCCGAUGAGAAGGACCUCUACAUCACUAUGGGUCAGCGCAUGUUUGAAGACAUGUUUGAUUAGCUUCCUUGUGCCUCUGCAACGUCUGCGGAUGACUGUCAACGGGAAAUUCAGGGAGGAAGCGAACCGGCGAAUUCUACCUUCCCCUUCUCAAGCAAUUCAGUCACUCUAGAGAUGAGGGGGGAAAGGGGGUCAGAGGACUAGACUUGACGUGGCAGCCACAUUAUGUUCGUUUGCGUCUAAAGCAGAGAGUGGGAGCAGGGGUUUACUUUUUACACGGAGAGGAGCCUGCGGGGGAGGAGAUCCAAGGCCUCCCCUUUGUCUGUGCUCUCAUGGUUUCAAGCCGCUUUCUCCUUGUCUUGGGAAGAGAAGCAGUCCAAGGACAACGAGGGGGUAGUGUGAGACUCCCUCUUCUGCGUCCUCUUUUUCAGGCAGACAAUACACCACCACCCACAUAAGUAUCCGUGAGCGGAGCUGUACACAAUGAAUACGUGUCUAGUUCCAAGCGUGGGAGACCUCGCCGCCGUUCGUCACCGGCGGGUUUCCAAUCCUGUUUGUGAUCUCGUGUUAUGACCUUGUACUUUUGUUUUCGGCUCACCCUGGAAAAAUCUGGAUGCUCUUUGUUUACCCGUUUGGAAGAAAAAUGGUUGAAGGAGUCAAUUCCUCUAGCGUUCAUUGCAUUCUAAGAUAGUAGCCCCUCUAAAGUGAUAGCCUGAAGGCAAUCUCUUUGUAGCCGUCAUGCAGGGGGAUUUUGAUUUGUGACGGCCUGAGGACAAGAAGGACUUAAGUGUCCCUCCCUCAUGCAUCCUUUUCUUCCCCAAUGUGUAUAUGCGAUAGUAGCCACAGAGAACAUAGUAGCAAUCAUGGUAACUGGUGGCUGUCUGGCCCAGCACGGUUUGCAAAUUGUUCCUUAGAGAUAAAGAGGAAUUUGGGACAGAUAUUUUGCAUUUUGCAGGAAAGGAGAGAAAUUGCCCAGAGACCAUAUUCCCAGCAUUUCCAUGGUCUUGUAAAACUCUCCUUUAGGAAAAACAAAACAAAACCACUCUCUUACAGAUAACCGUUUCCUUGCUUCCACAAACAAAUUUCUGUCCUUUCAUCUAAUCUAAUUACUUGUAAUGGGUUAAUUUUCAAAUGAGAACACUUUGGUUGCAAAACGUCGCUCUGCUUUGUUUUCCCUACCUCGUCUCGUAGGUGUCGCGUGCAUAGGGUUCCUGCCACGCUCGGUGUCUCAGGAUCGAGCCCCCGCUUGAUCCCCAGAAUGAGUGAACCAGAGCUCUCAAGCCGGUUUCUUCCCACCCUGAUAAAUCUCUUGCAUUGAACGAGCAGAACCGGAGAAGGCCAAGAUGGCGGCCGGAACGAGAUCUCUCGUUCCUGGCCUCUGCCUAAGCCGGGGUUAGCGCCAACAUCAAGGUCAUUGUUUUGUUUUGUUUGGGGGAAGACGGAGUCUUAUUUCAGUGCAAACGAACACGGGUUUUAUUUUAUUUUUUAAAUAAGAAAAUUAUGCAGAGGUUUGUCGGAUCCCCAGGUUUAGCCUGGCGCUGUCUUGUUGAAUAUUUCCAGCUGUGCCUAAGCAAACAGAUUCCAUUUUGUAAUUGUAACCUUUUAAAAAUGUACAGCUUUUUAAAAAAAUCAUCGUCCCCUCCCCCUUAUCUGGCAUCACAGAACAGUAAACCGCUGGUUUGCUGCGCACUCGUAUUUCACACGCAUCCCUCUUUCAUUUUCCAGGAUGGUACAAAUUGUUAGGCAAAGCCGACCUUGUUAGGCCGAGCAAGUUGACUGCGUUUUUGUUUUGUUAGGCCCGUGCAGUUUCUUUUGUGGUUUUUAUUUUCAGAUGCUUCGCCGUUCAUCUUUUAAAAACAAAUAACUGUGUCAGAAUUUGUUUCUUGGAUAUUAAAAUAAAGGAGGAUGA